Carya illinoinensis is the source of this 2436-nucleotide messenger RNA. Its product is annotated as O-glucosyltransferase rumi homolog. Bases 646 to 2244 code for a protein of 532 amino acids. NCBI's taxonomy places the organism in Eukaryota, Viridiplantae, Streptophyta, Magnoliopsida, Fagales, Juglandaceae. The transcript has 6 exons. The record is from RefSeq and is a predicted model, not a curated record.
AUAUCCUUCAUAAAGAAAAAUUAACGUACUCACGGGAUUCCACCUCUAAAAGGACACCUUUCUACAAGCUGGACUCUGUUCCUCAUUCUUCUCUGUUCUAUCGUAUUGCAGCCCUCACUUUCUCUCUCUCGUCAUUUCUUCACUUUUUUUCGUUCUUUCUGUGUCUUCUCCAAAGUCUUAUUUCUAUUCCUCCUUCCCCUUGAUAAAGACUCUGUCACGAUCCUAAGCAUAUUCAAUAACCGAACACGUUUUCUCUCAGUCCAUUUUCAACCUCAGCCUGCACAAGAACUGUAACCGAAGCCAGAGCUAGAUUAUGUCACAUUUUUGUCACAAUCUGCCUUUUCUUCCACAAUUUCAUCUCCUUUAACCAAACCCGAUUUAGAGUCUUUCCAACAAAGAUCCAAAACUUCAUUGGUUUCCGAAACCAGCUCCAACUUGCUCAUUAGAAAGGCUUCGAUCAGAUUAGAAAAAAAAAGAAAAGGAAAAAGAAAAAGAGAAAGCUUCGAUCAGCCGAAGAUUGAGGAACCCACUAGAGGAAAAAGGGGCAAGGACCCUUGAAAAGAGCUGAAACCCGACAACCCAGCUGAAGAAUUUAGUGGAGUUUGGCCGCUGUCGCGGCUGUCAGAGAUUAUAGUUAAAUAGAAUAUGAGAAAGUACAAUAUUCAGCAGAGGUUUCAGAGGUAUUUCUGGCACGAAUCGGUGCUUUAUCGCCGUUUAGAAGCUACGAUCUGGCUUCCAUUAAUGAAAUCACCUGCUAGAUCCUCCGGUAUCUUCUUGUUCAUCAUCUUCCUCCUCGUCGGCGCGUUUGUUUCCACGCGCUUCUUCGACGUUAAUGGUGUAGGUGGCAAUUUAGCUUCGAAACCUAAACAAUCUUCAUCCCACUUAUACCCUCAAAAAAACCUUGAUAUCACCAUAAAGCCCUUCCAGCCAAUCGAGAUACCACUCGACUGCGCAGCUUACAACCGCACACGAACCUGUCCUUCAAACUACCCCACCACCUUCGAUCUCGAAGAAAAUCCAUCGACCCCCACGUGUCCGGAAUACUUCCGUUGGAUUCAUGAAGAUCUACGGCCCUGGGCCCUCACGGGGAUCACUAGGGACAUGGUGGAAAGAGCCAAAAAGACUGCCAAUUUUAGGCUGGUGAUACUGAAGGGCAGGGUUUAUGUGGAGAAAUAUCAUAGGGCGUUCCAGACGAGGGAUGUUUUUACCCUGUGGGGGAUCCUACAGUUGCUGCGGAGGUACCCAGGGAAAGUGCCAGACUUGGAGCUGAUGUUUGACUGCGUGGACUGGCCUGUCAUUAGGACAAUGGACUAUCAAGGGCCCAAUUCCGCGGGCCCGCCCCCGCUCUUCCGCUACUGUGGGGAUGAUAGCACACUUGACAUUGUUUUCCCUGAUUGGUCCUUUUGGGGAUGGCCUGAGAUCAAUAUAAAGCCAUGGGAGAAUUUGUUGAAGGACCUGAAAGAAGGAAACGGGAGGAAAAGAUGGAUGGAUAGGGAACCAUAUGCUUACUGGAAGGGUAAUCCAGCGGUUGCUGUAAAGAGGCAAGAGCUCAUCAAAUGUAAUCUUUCGGCCACUCAGGACUGGAAUGCUCGUGUAUAUGCUCAGGAUUGGUCCCGAGAAUCACAGCAAGGGUACAAGCAAUCAGACUUGGGCAGCCAGUGCAUGCAUAGGUAUAAGAUCUACAUUGAGGGGUCUGCCUGGUCUGUCAGUGAAAAGUACAUUCUUGCUUGCGAUUCUGUUACCUUACUGGUAAAGCCCCUCUAUUAUGAUUUCUUCACGAGAGGUUUGAUGCCUGUGCACCACUACUGGCCAGUGAGGGAUGAUGAUAAGUGCAAGUCUAUUAAGUUUGCCGUUGACUGGGGCAACAGCCACAAUCAAAAGGCGCAAGGAAUUGGGAAGGCCGCAAGUGAAUUCAUUCAAGAGGAUUUGAAAAUGGAAUAUGUCUAUGAUUACAUGUUUCAUCUUUUGAAUGAGUAUGCUAAGCUAUUAACAUUCAAGCCCAUUAGGCCUAGAAAUGCUGUUGAGCUCUGUGCGGAGACAAUGGCUUGCCCAGCCCAAGGAUUGCAGAAGAAAUUCUUUAUGGAAUCCUUGGUAAAUGGUCCCACGUACUCAAGCCCAUGCACUAUGCCUCAUCCAUAUGAUCCGCCUUCCCUUCAUUCAAUUCUGAAGAGAAAGGAAAACUCGAUAAAACAAGUGGAAUUAUGGGAGAAGAAUUUUUGGGAAAAUAAAACUAAGCAGACCUAGAAGGUUUCUCCUUCCAAUUUCCAGGUAUACGUAUAUAUAUAUAUAUAUAUAUAUAAUUCGGUCACGUAUUUAUGUAUGUUAAGGAUUCCUUCACUGCUCAAUUUAUAUGUAUGUCCUAUAUCGGAUAAUAUCAACAGAGAAAAGAGUGCAUUAAGAAUAAAAACAUCUAUAUGAAUUGCUAAGGUUUCAGAA